Messenger RNA from Prorocentrum cordatum, 2742 nucleotides. The record is from the annotation of a GenBank genome assembly. Lineage: Eukaryota; Dinophyceae; Prorocentrales; Prorocentraceae.
AUGACGAUCCAAGACAAGCAGUUCUUGUUCAAGCACUUCUUCUCCCUCCUCUUCUUCUACACCUUCGUGAUGCAGGUCGUGACGCUGAUCUCCGCAAUGGGGCUCUUGAUGAUGUACCGCACUCGCUCCGCGCCAGGGCGCGACUGCGAGCAGCGCUGCGAGCGGUUCGCCAAUCAGUUCCCUGAGCGUGACUGGGUGGAGAUCGACCCUGGUCGCUCGGCGGUGCUGCGGCUCGGCGGCCCCCAGGGGCAUUUGGACUUCGUGGCGGCUUACUUCCCUACGGUCCAACCAGCGACCGCCGCCCUCACCGUGAUCGCAGGAGACUUCAAUUGGGUCACAGAGGAUGCCGACCGCGUCGCCCUCAGGACCGGCUUUGCCUCUGGAGCGAGGGAUCGCGACGAAGAAGAGCGCCAUUGGCGGCAGGUCGCCCUCCAACCGUUCAACCUGCACGAGCUACACCAGCCAGCGAUGACACAUCGCAGUGGCAGUGCGCAAUCGCGGCUCGACCGGCUCUAUUGGAAUCAAGACUUGUCGGAACAACUCGACUGGGAUCUGUUUGCAGCGGCGCUGGAAUGGCAGCCGGAGCUGUCGCACCACCACGCGGUCGCGGCAGGCCGCCGGUUGCCCUCCAGGGUGCAUUCGGCAUCCCGCCCAGUCACGGCAGCUGCAGUCCAGCAUGAGGAUUUUUUGCACAGGGUCACGUUGGCACACAAGGAGUCUCUAGAGACCAUCGAGUCCACCGCAGCACCCUUCCUCAGGCUGUCGCUGCUGAAAGAUGCCAUCCGCCAGGUGGCCGAGGGCAUUUCGCGCGAGCUGCAAACAGGACACCCCGAUGAGGCAACAGAGGACAAGGUUGGCCUCACCAUGCAGUUUCUCAGCGCAGUCGAAGGCGGGCAUACGGGGAGCAUCAGCAAAUGCAUUGAGCGGUACCCCGAGUUGGCCAAACUCGUGGGUAACCCGUACUCCCCAGAGCUGAAACAGGCGGGGCGCUUGCAGGCAGUGCGCAGCCAUGCCGUCGAGCUUGCUCGGGAGCGUGCGGUGGAGGAGCUCCAGCGCUUCAGCGACGAUCUUCCCUCGCUGGACGCCGGGGAGGCGGCUGCGCGGCGGGGCCGCAACUGGCGCCUCAUAUCGAGGCUCGCUCCUGGGCGCCGCCAGUCAAUCCAGGCAGUCAUGGACCCUGCGGGCACUGGGACUGGAUACGCCAGCGGGCCCCCUUCCACGGCGCCGGGCCCGGACGGCCUGCCCUUCGCGGCGUGGAAACGCUUCGGCCCCCUCGCAGUCAACGUCCUCUUCGCGGUGCAAGAGCAGCUGUCUAGCCCCGAUGCGGAGGAAGCAAUCCAGCGUGACUACCCUGGGUACAACGACAGCCUCAUGGCGUUUCUCCCGAAGACACCCACCUCUGAGAGCGACGACGGCACCCCGCAGCUUGCGCCGGCCGACGCUCGGCCGCUGAGCCUGGUCAACGCAGACAACAGACACUUGACCAGCGCGGUUCGACACCGCCUCGAGCCCUUGUUCGCUGAAGAUAUCUCAGCAGAGCAACGAGGCUUUCUGAGUGGGCGCUCUACGUUGGCCGAUCUAAUCGACGUGGAUGAAGCGAUGCAGGCGACGGCACUCACUUGCGAGGACGGUGCAGCGAUAUUUUUCGAUCUUGCCGCCGCCUUCCCGAGCGUGGGCCAGGACUUCCUGUUGGACGUGCUCGCUGACUCAGGGGUCCCGGCGCGCCCGCUGCGAUAUCUCCAAUCGCUCUACUUUCACGACCGCUGCAGGCUGGUCAUAGGGGGCGACGAGCACGAGGGAUUCCCAGUGACAGCCCGGGUUCGCCAGGGCUGCCCCCUCUCCCCGCUGCUCUAUGCGAUCGCUGCGGAUCUGCUGCUUCGGCGUCUCGGUCGGGCCCUCCCCGGCGCCGUCCGUCGAGCGCAUGCAGACGAUGUGGCGGUGGCGACCAGGGACGGGGCGAAGGCGGCGGCUACGCUGGAGCACUUGUUUGACGAGUACGCCUGGGCGCCCGCGGCCGCCCUGCGCGGGCUCCCUCUCCUGGGCUUUCCCGCGCGCCUUCCAGAACUGCCCGCGGCGGCGCUGGCGGCGAAGUACCGAGUGUGUCAAUUUGAGGCGGCGGCGGAGGGCGGCUUGCGCGCGGCCGCCAGAGCAACGGAGCUGCGCGCGACGCGGCUGCACAGCACGGCCCCGCCUGCGCGCCUGGGGCGCUGGAGCAAUUGGUUCAACAGCUCGUUCCUCUUGCAGCUUGAUGCGGCGCAGAGCUACUUCCAUCAGCGCGCGCUGGGCCCGCGCCAGGUGGCACUGGCAGCGGGCACGGCCGACCCCGCGCGCCUGAUGAAAGCGUGGCAGCGCACGCGAGGGCCCCCGCGGGCGUUGGCCGCGUGCUUGCGGACGCUUUGGACCGGCUGGGUCACCGCCCGGCGGUUUCAGCAGCGCGCCGGCUGCUGCUUCGGGCGCGCAGACGGCGAGGACUCCGUGGAGCACUGCGCCGAUUGCCCCUGCGUCGCGGCGGCGGCGGCCGACCUGCUGGGGCUCCCCCUGCUGGCCUCGCGGGAGGCGCGGCUCGCCGGGCCCUUGAUCCCGGCGCCCCCUCACAGCGAGCAGACGGCUCCCCAGCUGCGGCGCCGGGCGCUUCUGACGGCCAGCGUGCACCUGACCCACUGUCGGUGCAGGCACGCCGCAGGCCGCAGCCCGGCUGCCUGCUUGAGCGCGCUGAGGGUGACCAUUCGCCAGUUUCUUUAG